This is a messenger RNA of Linepithema humile (Argentine ant), 24998 nucleotides long. RefSeq names its product ankyrin-3. Gene Ontology annotation, molecular function: lipid binding; protein binding. Gene Ontology annotation, cellular component: cytoplasm; extracellular region. Gene Ontology annotation, biological process: signal transduction; lipoprotein metabolic process; lipid transport. The record is from RefSeq and is a predicted model, not a curated record. NCBI's taxonomy places the organism in Eukaryota, Metazoa, Arthropoda, Insecta, Hymenoptera, Formicidae.
UACAGAGUGUCAGGGAGGGCGGUCGCGUUACAUUACUUUCUUCGUAGCGCGAUUCAGAAUCGCGGUGAAUACGUGUGUGCGCGCGCGGUCCGUGGUGGCCGGUCGAUGUGAGGAAGCAGAACGCGAGAGAACAACGCAACGAAAAAUGACGGCGCGCCGCCGUGUGAUUUGACAAGUGAAGAAGGAAGCGCCCGAUGGGAAAAGUGUCUCGUUAAAUAGCGCGGUGGUUUUGACACUGGUGGACUUCAAGGAUUCGCCGCGCGCAAUCCUGCGUAUAACCCCUCUGAUAUCGGGAUUCCGAGCUGUGGACCGAGGUUGAAAAUUAACGAGCGGAAGUAUCACCGGGGUUGGGGGAGGUGAGGACAGCGGCGACGGUGGUCGCGAGGGUGCCGACGACGAGAGGGUGAAUCGACAGAACGGCCGAAGGAUGACGGGCGAGGACGGAAAGCGCAGUGGCGGCACCGGCGAUGUUACCGAGACGAACAUGAACACGAACGUCACCGACAACGCCAACAACGUUAACGCCAAUGUUAACGCUAACAUAAAUGUCAGCCAGCAGAACGGCGCACCAGAAAAGGCGCCUGUCGUCGGUGGAACCAACGUGGAGACAUUGCCACGAGCUGGAAAACAAGGCGAUCCUAGCACUUCAUUUUUGCGGGCAGCUCGUGCUGGACAACUCGAGAAAGUUUUGGAAUAUUUGGAAUCUGGAGUAGAUAUUAACGCUUCUAACGCUAAUGGCUUAAACGCUUUACAUCUGGCAGCUAAAGAUGGUCAUUUGGAAAUCGUGAGAGAACUUUUAAAUCGCGGCGCGAUUGUAGACGCCGCUACCAAAAAGGGAAAUACGGCAUUGCAUAUAGCUUCUCUUGCUGGACAAGAGGAGGUUGUACAAUUGCUAGUGCAACGUGGUGCUUCUGUGAAUGCACAAUCGCAAAAUGGAUUUACGCCACUGUACAUGGCUGCCCAGGAAAACCAUGAUUCUGUGGUCAAGUACCUUCUCAGCAAGGGCGCGAAUCAGACGUUGGCCACCGAGGAUGGUUUUACUCCACUGGCGGUGGCUAUGCAACAGGGCCACGAUAAAGUAGUAGCUGUUCUAUUAGAAAACGACACCCGCGGUAAAGUUCGACUGCCUGCUCUACACAUCGCCGCUAAGAAAGACGACUGCAAGGCAGCUGCCCUACUUUUACAAAACGACCACAAUCCCGAUAUAACAUCGAAAAGCGGUUUCACUCCGCUUCACAUAGCCGCACAUUAUGGCAACGAUCGAAUCGCUUCCUUGCUUUACGAUAGAGGCGCGGAUGUUAAUUUUGCGGCAAAGCACAAUAUCACACCAAUACACGUAGCAGCAAAAUGGGGUAAAAUUAAAAUGGUUAAUCUCCUUAUGAGCAAGGGAGCAAACAUCGAAGCAAAAACGAGAGACGGUCUAACUCCUUUGCACUGCGCGGCCAGAUCCGGCCAUCACGAAGUAGUUGACAUUCUCAUCGAGAAGGGUGCACCUAUCGGUUCCAAAACGAAGAACGGCCUUGCGCCGUUACACAUGGCUUCUCAAGGGGAUCACGUCGACGCUGCGAGAAUUUUGUUAUACCACCGUGCGCCCGUAGACGAAGUGACGGUGGACUAUUUGACUGCGCUGCAUGUGGCUGCGCACUGCGGCCACGUACGAGUGGCUAAAUUACUUUUGGAUAGAAACGCCGAUCCCAACGCGCGAGCGCUCAACGGAUUUACUCCCCUUCAUAUCGCAUGUAAGAAGAAUAGAAUAAAAGUGGUUGAACUUCUCCUUAAGCACAAAGCGAGCAUCGAGGCUACGACUGAGUCUGGAUUGACCCCGCUGCAUGUAGCCAGUUUUAUGGGAUGUAUGAAUAUCGUGAUUUAUCUAUUGCAACACGAAGCUAGCCCCGACAUACCGACAGUGAGGGGCGAAACGCCAUUACACUUAGCUGCCAGGGCAAACCAAACUGAUAUUAUUAGGAUACUUCUUAGGAAUGGCGCCCAGGUCGACGCCAGAGCAAGAGAAGAGCAAACACCGCUUCAUGUCGCUUCCCGUUUGGGUAACGUUGAUAUUGUGAUGUUACUGCUGCAACAUGGUGCAGGCGUGGAUGCUACAACGAAGGAUUUGUACACUCCGCUUCAUAUUGCUGCUAAAGAAGGCCAGGAGGAGGUUGCAUCCGUUUUAUUAGAAAAUAGCGCAUCGCUUACCGCAACGACCAAAAAAGGAUUCACUCCUUUGCAUUUAGCAGCCAAGUACGGCAACAUGAACGUAGCUCGAUUAUUACUACAAAAGAACGCGCCUGUUGACGCUCAAGGAAAGAACGGAGUAACGCCUCUUCAUGUGGCGUCUCAUUACGAUCACCAAAACGUGGCAUUACUUUUACUAGAUAAAGGAGCUUCACCUCAUGCUAUGGCUAAAAAUGGCCAUACACCUCUACAUAUUGCAGCACGCAAGAAUCAGAUGGAUAUUGCAACUACAUUGCUAGAAUAUGGAGCAAAAGCCAAUGCAGAAUCAAAGGCUGGUUUCACACCAUUACAUAUUAGUGCACAAGAAGGCCAUACUGAUAUGUCAACCCUUCUUAUCGAACAUAAAGCAGACACAAAUCACAAAGCAAAGAAUGGUCUUACGCCUCUACAUUUAUGCGCACAAGAAGAUAAAGUAAAUGUCGCCUCUAUUUUAGUGAAAAACGGUGCUCAAAUUGACGCCAAAACCAAGGCUGGAUAUACGCCGUUGCAUGUGGCGUCUCACUUUGGUCAGGCAGCAAUGGUACGAUUUCUUCUGAGAUCCGGUGCUGCUGUUGACAGCAGUACAAAUGCUGGCUAUACUCCCCUCCAUCAAGCCGCGCAACAAGGACAUACGCUUGUUAUUAAUCUAUUAUUAGAAGGCAAAGCUAAACCGAACGCCGUGACUAAUAAUGGACAAACUGCUCUGGAUAUCGCACAAAAGCUCGGCUACAUAAGUGUUAUUGAAACAUUGAAGAUCGUCACAGAGACUGUCAUCACAACGACUCACACCGUUACUAUCGAAGAGAAGUACAAAGUCCAAGCACCCGAAUCCAUGCAGGAGACAUUUAUGAGUGACAGCGAAGACGAAGGUGGUGGUGAUGAAAUCAACACGGCAGCCAUGAAUGUGUACGGGCAGCCUCCGCACGCGCAACACGUGUAUCUUCCUUCUUACUACCAGGGCCAAAUGACCUAUACCCGUGAGGAUCCAAUGCUCAGCGACCAACAACAGUAUCGAUACAUGACUGUUGACGAUAUGAAAUCCAUGGCAGAUGACUCAAUGCGUAUGAACGUGACUGACGACGAAAGAGAUAAUCGACAUUCCGGAGCGCCAACCAUAACAGAGAUGAUCACGAAAGAAAAUUAUCAACGUACGAACGCGGCCAAUCUUAAGCCAGACAAUGUCGACAUCAACAGGCAUCCAAUACACGUCGGCGAGUCUCUAGAGUCUCUAUGCACCUCGCUGGCAGCUCUCAGUACCGCAUCGAAAGGACAAGGAAUGUGGAGGGACAGCUUCCUGGUUUCCUUCUUGGUGGACGCGAGAGGCGGUGCAAUGCGCGGAUGCAGGCACAGUGGCGUCCGCGUGAUUGUUCCACCGCGCAAAGCUGCGAUGCCUAUGCGUGUUACGUGCAGAUAUUUAAGGAGAGAUAAAUUGACCAAUCCACCGCCCUUGAUGGAGGGAGAGGCGUUGGCCAGCCGCAUCCUCGAAUUGGGUCCUGUAGGUGCAAAAUUCUUAGGCCCUGUUAUCAUAGAGGUACCACACUUUGCAUCGUUGCGCGGAAAAGAACGGGAAAUAGUGAUUCUGCGAUCGGACAACGGGGAGACCUGGCGCGAACACACCUUGGAAGCCAGCGAGGAGGCUGUUCAGGAUGUGCUUAACGAGAGCUUUGAAGGAGAAGAGCUAAGCCAGCUAGAGGAUCUCCAGACGUCUCGUAUCGUUAGAAUACUCACCGUAGAUUUUCCACAUUACUUUGCGGUAGUAUCUCGCAUCAGACAAGAAGUCCAUGCGGUCGGUCCCGAGGGUGGCACCGUGUCGUCAUCCGCUGUGCCACAAGUACAAGCUGUCUUCCCGCAAGCGGCCCUUACUAAGAAGAUCCGAGUCGGUUUACAGGCACAUCCUAUACCGGCGGAUCUCGUGGCUAAGUUGCUCGGGAAUAGAGUGGCCGUGUCGCCGAUCGUCACCGUGGAGCCGAGACGAAGGAAGUUCCAUAAGCCGAUAACUUUGACUAUUCCAGUGCCACAGGCGGCCAAUAAAGGCAUGAUCAACCAGUACUCUGGGGACGCGCCGACUUUGAGACUCCUGUGCAGCAUAACUGGGGGUCAGACUCGGGCAGUCUGGGAGGAUGUCACAGGCUCGACGCCGUUGACUUUCGUGAAAGAUUGCGUUUCCUUCACCACUACAGUUUCCGCUCGCUUCUGGUUAAUGGACUGCCGUAAUAUUUCCGAGGCCACGAAGAUGGCUACGGAGCUCUACACGCACGCAACACAUGUACCCUUCAUGGCUAAAUUCGUAGUGUUCGCGAAACGAGUGGACCCAUUGGAAGCGAGAUUACGUGUAUUCUGUAUGACAGAUGACAAAGAGGACAAAACUUUAGAGCACCAGGAACACUUUACAGAAGUCGCAAAAAGUAGAGAUGUCGAGGUUUUGGAAGGAAAAACGCAAUAUAUGGAAUUCUCGGGCAAUCUUGUGCCUGUUUUGAAAACUGGCGAACAACUUCAACUACCGUUUAGAGCCUUCAAGGAAAAUAGAGUUCCGUUUACAGCGAGAAUAAAGGAUCCAGAUUCCGCAGAUAUGAUGGGCCGAAUUAUGUUUAUGAGCGAGCCCAAGGUUCCGAGAGGUGAACUGCCGCAAACGCCAAUCUGCACGCUAAACAUUUUGCUACCAGAAAAAAUUUCUCCAGAUACCGCAGUUUCCGAACUGGAUUUAUUGGAAUUGUCGAAAAACUACAGUUUCCUACGUGAUGGUGGUAUAAGCAGACCAGAUGCUAUACACAGAGCGACCAUCCGUUUGACAGACAUUGCCAAUUUAUUAGAUAAAGAUUGGGAAUUAUUAGCGGAAGAGUUGAACAUCCCUCCUAACGAUGUAGCUUUAAUAAAAGAAGAAUAUCCCGACAAACCCGCACAACAGGCCGCUGCUAUGUUCAAACUCUGGCAAAACAAUGGAAACAAAGCCACAGGAAAUACAUUAGAAAAAGCUCUCAAUAAGAUUGGCCGAGAAGACAUAGUGAACAAAUGCAUCUUUAACGUUGAGUUAGUGACUGAUGAUGUAGAAAAGGCCGUGGCGAGAGUUAGAUUGGAUCAACCAGGAUUUGAUUCACUGAAGGAGGAGUUGGGACCGUCGAGAGACACGUCACUUCGCCGUGAUGCGACUAUGGACCCUAAAAUGGACCCUGAUUAUGAAGAGCCUGAUAGAAUGAAGGACUCUGAAUCAGUCGAGGAUCUCAGUAUCACUGGCAACGCCCGCGAUAAACCCAAAGAGCACAUCACAAUCACAAACGGCACUGUAUUCAACGGAACCUCGACCCCCAUCAAAGACAAAUACGCGAGCGACGAGAAAGAGCUCGGCGACAUGAUGGCUGAUUACCUAGAGCACAAAUGCCAUGUGAGCGACUCGAUGAGCAAAAAGUCGCGCGACGAACUGGAUGAUCCGGACAAAAAACGUCAGAAAGCGAUCGCCGAUGCCAACAAGAUAGUCUCUGGUGUAAUAGCAGACGCAGAGAAAGAGAAGGGGAAGUUAGCGAAGGAAGGGUGGUCGGUGGUUUAUGAUGAUGAUGCGCGGGACAGUAAAGAGGCACGGGGUGCGGUAGGGCAGACACUUAUUAACGUACAAUUAGAUAAAGCGGCUGCCGAGCCAGAAGGUGUAGUUACCAAAUCGGCCGAACAAAUCUCGAGUAUCGAGCCACCUAUGGUUAGGCAAUAUCGCGAUAGGAAGCCGGAUCCCAAAGUUAGCACUUCGAAAACCGUAGUUUCCGUUAGUAGUGGCGAUCCGAAAGUAGGUCAGACAGUAGUUACUAAAACCACAAUAAUAAAACAGUUUGAUCAGACACCGACUAAAACCGUGACUACGAAAGAAACGGUUAUUGUUUCUCCCGAUAAAAAAGACAUCGUUAGCGAAAAAGAGAAACUAUCUAAGGAAGGAAAAGAAGUCGACGAAAAGUUAGUUCAGGGGGUAAAACCUACGGAUGUUACGCAGAAGACGGUAAAGGUUGAAACCGUAACUCGAACUGAGCAGAAGAAACCGGAAGUAAAAGCUCCUGCUGAUAAGGAUAAGAGUAAAGGAAAGGAUAAAGAUAAAGAGAAGGAGAAGGAGAAGGAGAAGGAUAAAGAAGCUGCUGCGAAGCCAGCGAAAACAUCGGCUUACGAAGACGUUUACAACGUGCAGCAUCCGACAGACAGCACGGAAGAGAAAUCGGACGAAGAGACAAAGAAAGCGAAGGAUAAAGGAAGCGGAAUAUUUUCGGGCAUUUUCAAAGGUUCGAAGUUGAGGAGGGGAAAGAAAGGUUCAAAGGACACAUCUUUCGACAGUGGUGAUGAAGAACCGAAGAUCGUAACAAAAAUCUCGGAGCAACAGCCUGUCAGCGAAAUAGCAGAUUCACAUUUCGACAGCAAACUAGCGGAAAUUACAGUCGCGCCUGAUGUGAAAUUGGCUACCAUGGAAUUCUUGGAUGACUCUAGACGAAUCGCUGCGGAUUUGCAUGCACCUUACGAAGGUCUUGCAAAACCGGUAGAAAAGGAAGACCAGAAAGUAGAACCCGAAAGCGACGAUGACGGCAAAGAUAAGACGGGCUUCUUCUCAAGUCUGUUCAAAAGCAAAUCUAAAAAGGAAGACGAUGGAACGGUUAUACCCGUUAUUCACGUUCAGAAACCUAAGGAAUCGGCGGAACAGAUCGCAAAGAAGGAACAAAAGAGAUUGGCAGCAAUUGCGAAGGAAAAGGAGGAGCUGUUGGAGCUACAAAUAAAGGAAAAGGCAAAAGAGGCGGAAUCUAAGACUGCUGAAGUACCUAGUGCAAUUGAGAAGGAGAUUGAGAAAGCUGUAAAAAUCAUCGAGGAAGUCAAAAGCAAGGCAGCGGAAAAAACCGUCAUGGAUGAACAACCACUUGACAAGGAUGACGAGAAGGAAGAUCAAAUUAAGGAAAAAGGCGGCUUCUUCGGCAUCUUUAAGAGUCCAAAAACUAAGGAAAAGAAGCUCGGCAAGUGGAAAGAAACAUCUUUCGACAGCGGCGACGAGGAGAGCAGAGUCGCAACGGAGAAACUUCUGGAUGACUCGCGAAAGAUUGCUGAUAUCAGCGCGGAACCAGUAGUGUAUAAAGUUGACGGCACGAAAGUUACACCUAAAGAAGAGAUACGCACUUUCGUAUCCACUACUCAGUACGAUGUCGAUAUUCCUGCGGAUAAAAUCGGUAAAUCUUACGACAUUGUUCAAACCACAACGACAGUCAUUGAAACAACUAUUAUCCACGAGGGAGUAGACGGAAAAGCGGAUACUGACAAAGAAAAAGAACAAAAAACAGAAAAGGAUGUUGAGAAAUCUGUUUCGGAGGUGAAAUUUGAAACGCCAGAACCGAAAGUGUUAGAAUCGGAGAAAGAAGUGAGCGACGAUAGCAAAGAAAAGAGUGGUGGCUUCUUCGGCAGAUUCAGAAGCCCGAAGUUGAAGAGUAAAAAGAGAAGCAGAUCCCGAGAACAAAGUUCUUCAAAGGAGACUUCCUUUGACAGUGGCGACGAAGAAAUUCGAUUGGCAACGGCGAAACUUCUGGAAGAUACGAGGCAAAUAGCAGAGAAUUUACAGCAUCCAGCUGGAGAAAGAAUAUCUGGAACAGUUACAAGGACUCCACCCAUUGAUCAUGAAGAGAUCAAGAAAUCUGUAAUUCCGGAGGACGAAGUUGCUGAAAAGGAUAAGACAAGCGGCAUUUUCGGUAUAUUCAGGAGUCCAAGACAAGGCAGAAGUAGGUCUAGAAGUAGAUCGAAGGAAAAAACUCCAUCGCUUGAGUUGCCAGAUAGUGGUCUAGAAGAUGUAAGAGAAGUAACCGCGAAAUUCCUGGAAGAUUCUCGAAAUGUAGCAGACGAAUUAGCGGAACAUUCUAAAGAGAAAAUCUCGGCUGAUAAAGAUAAGGUAGUGACAGAAACAAAGAAAGUUGAACAACACAUUGCCACUGCGGCAAAAGACGUUAGUAAAGGUAUUAAGGACGGCAAAGACGCCAUUACCAAAAAAGUGGAGGAAAAAGCGCACGAUGUCACCGAUAGCGCUGAAACUGCGAAGGAUAAAGCGAAGAAGUUAAAGGAGAAAGGAUCAGGAUUUCUAUCCGGAAUAUUUAAAGGUACAAAACACGCCGUAGACGAAGCAGCCGACGACGUAAAAGAAUUCUUAGACGAAACGAAGAAAGAAGCUGUCUUAGAAGAAAAGAAAGCCAAAGAAAAGGCUGCCGCAAGUCUCAAAGAUUUGAAAGACAAAAAGGAUGCUGUCGUCACUGAAGUUCAAGAAGCAGCAGACAAAGCUGCUGCUGACGUAAAAGAUGCAAAAGAUAAAACAGUCACUGCUGUAAAAGACAAAAAAGAUAAAAUUGCAGAAAAAGUUUCGAAGGAUGCACAGAAAGUUGCAGAUGCUACAAAAGCAGCUGGGGAGAAAGCAGCCAGCGAAACGAAAAAGAUUGGUGAGAAAAUCGAAGAAACUGCUAAAGAUGCGGCGCAAGGCGUUAAGGAUACUAAAGACGCAGCAGUGAAAGAAGCAAAGGAAGAUGCAAAACUAGUCAAAGACAAGCUGGCAGCAGGCGCCGAUGCUGCAGCGGAAGCUGCGGAUAGUACCAAGGAAAAAGCAACGAAAGAAGCGAAAAAGGCUAAAGAAAAAACUAGUGGCUUUUUCUCCGGCAUAUUUAAAGGAGCUAAACACUCUGUAGAAGAGGCAACUGACGAAGUUAAAGAAUUUUUGGAUGAAACGAAGAAGGAAGCUGAAUUGGAAGAAGAGCGAGCUAAAGAAAAAGUAGCCGCAGGUCUCGAAGAUUUGAAAGACAAAAAGGAUGCUGUCGUGACCGAAGUUCAAGAAGCAGCAGACAAAGCUGCUGCUGACGUAAAAGAUGCAAAAGAUAAAACAGUCUUGGUUAUAAAAGACAAAAAAGAUAAAAUUGCAGAAAAAGUUUCGAAGGAUGCACAAAAAGUUGCAGAUACUACAAAAGCAGCUGGGAAGAAAGCAGCCAGCGAAACGAAAAAGAUUGGUGAGAAAAUUGAAGACACUGCUAAAGAUGUGGCGCAAGACGUAAAGGAUACUAAAGACGCAGCAGUGAAAGAAGUAAAGGAAGAUGCAAAAUUAGUCAAAGAAAAACUGGCAGCAGGCGCUGAUGCUGCUGCGGAAGCUGCAGAUAGUACCAAGGAUAAAGCAACAAAAGAAGCGAAAAAAGCUAAAGAAAAAACUAGUGGCUUUUUCUCCGGCAUAUUUAAAGGAGUUAAACACUCUGUAGAAGACGCAACUGACGAAGUUAAAGAAUUUUUGGAUGAAACGAAGAAGGAAGCUGAAUUGGAAGAAGAACGCAUUAAAGAGAAAGCUGCCGCAGAUCUCAAGGAUUUGAAAGAUAAAAAGGAUGCUGUCGUAACCGAAGUUCAAGAAGCAGCAGACAAAGCUGCUGCUGACGUAAAAGAUGCAAAAGAUAAAACAGUCUCGGCUGUAAAAGGCAAAAAAGACAAAGUUGCAGAAAAAAUUUCGAAAGAUGCACAAAAAGUUGCAGAUGCUACAAAAGCAGCCGAAGAGAAAGUAGCAUUGGAAACGAAGAAGAUUGGGGAUAAAAUCGAAGAAACUGCUAAAGAUGCGGCGCAAGGCGUUAAGGAUACUAAAGACGCAGCAGUAAAAGAAGCAAAGGAAGAUGCAAAAUUAGUCAAGGAAAAGCUGGCAGCAGGCGCCGAUGCUGCUGCGGAAGCUGCGGAUAGUACCAAGGAUAAAGCAACAAAAGAAGCGAAAAAAGCUAAAGAAAAAACUAGUGGCUUUUUCUCCGGCAUAUUUAAAGGAGUUAAACACUCUGUAGAAGACGCAACUGACGAAGUUAAAGAAUUUUUGGAUGAAACGAAGAAGGAAGCUGAAUUGGAAGAAGAACGCGUUAAAGAGAAAGCUGCCGCAGAUCUCAAGGAUUUGAAAGAUAAAAAGGAUGCUGUCGUAACCGAAGUUCAAGAAGUAGCAGACAAAGCUGCUGCUGACGUAAAAGAUGCAAAAGAUAAAACAGUCUCGGCUGUAAAAGACAAAAAAGAUAAAGUUGCAGAAAAAAUUUCGAAAGGUGCACAAAAAGUUGCAGAUACCACAAAAGCAGCCGGAGAGAAAGUAGCCACAGAAACGAAAAAGAUUGGUGAGAAGAUCGAAGAAACUGCUGCAGAUGCGGCACAAGGCAUUAAGGAUACUAAAGACGCAACAGUGAAAGAAGCAAAGGAAGAUGCCAAAUUAGUCAAAGAAAAGCUGGCAGCAGGCGCCGAUGCUGCUGCGGAAGCUACAGAUACUGCAAAAGAUAAAGCGAAAAAGGAAGCAAAAAAAGCUAAAGAAAAAACUAGUGGCUUUUUCUCAGGCAUAUUUAAAGGUGCUAAACAUUCUGUAGAAGAUGCUGCUGAUGAUGUUAAAGAAUUUUUGGAUGAAACAAAGAAGGAAACUGAAUUGGAAGAAGAGCGUGUUAAAGAGAAAGCUGCCGCAGAUAUCAAGGAUUUGAAAGAUAAAAAGGAUACCGUCGUUACCGGAGUUCAAGAAGCAGCAGACAAAGCUGCUGCUGAUAUAAAAGAUGCAAAGGAUAAAGCAUUAUCUACUGUCAAAGACAAGAAAGAUAAAGUAGUCGAAGAAGUCUCGAAAGAUGCUCAAAAAGUCGCCGAUACCACUAAAGCAGCAGGAGAAAAAGUAGCAACAGAAACGAAGAAGAUCGGCGAAAAAAUUGGAGACACGACAGCAGAUAUUGCACAAGAUGUUAAAGAUAUUAAAGAUGCAGCGGUCAAGGAAGCACAAGAGGAUACAAAAUUAGUAAAAGAAAAACUGGCAGCAGGCGCCGAUGCUGCCGUGGAAGCUGCAGAUAGCGCAAAAGAUAAAGCGAAGAAAGAAGCAAAGAAAGCUAAAGAUAAAACAAGUGGCUUUUUCUCCGGCAUAUUUAAAGGUGCUAAACAUUCUGUAGAAGAGGCAACUGAUGAAGUUAAAGAAUUUUUGGAUGAAACAAAAAAGGAAGCUGAAUUGGAAGAAGAGCGUGUUAAAGAAAAAGCUGCCGCAGGUAUCAAGGAUUUGAAAGAUAAAAAGGAUGCCGUCGUUACCGGAGUUCAAGAAGCAGCAGACAAAGCUGUUGUUGAUGUAAAAGAUGCAAAGGAUAAAACAGUCUCUGCUGCAAAAGACAAAAAAGACAAAGUUGCAGACAAAAUUUCGAAAGAUGCACAAAAAGUUGCAGAUGCUACAAAAGCAGCCGAAGAGAAAGUAGCAUCGGGAACGAAGAAGAUUGGUGAGAAAAUCGAAGACACUGCUGCAGAUGUGGCGCAAGGCGUUAAAGAUGCUAAAGACGCAGCAGUUAAAGAAGCAAAGGAAGAUGCAAAACUAGUAAAAGAAAAAUUAACCGCAGGUGCUGAUGCUACUGCGGAAGCUGUGGAUAGUGCCAAGGAUAAAGCAAUGAAAGAGGCGAAAAAAGCUAAGGAAAAAACUGGUGGCUUUUUCUCCGGCAUAUUUAAAGGCGCUAAACAUUCUGUAGAAGAGGCAAGUGAUGACGUUAAAGAAUUUCUAGAUGAAACGAAAAAAGAAGCUGAAUUAGAAGAAGAGCGAGCUAAAGAAAAAAUUGCCGCAGGUGUCGAAGAUUUGAAAGAUAAAAAGGAUGCUGCCGUCACUGGAGUUCAAGAGACUGCAGAUAAAGUUGCCGCUGAUGCAAAAGAUGCAAAAGAUAAAGCAGUUUCUGCUGUUAAAGACAAGAAAGAUAAAAUUGUUGAGGAAGUUUCAAAAGAUGCUCAGAAAGUUGCCGAAACCACGAAAGCAGCUGGAGCGAAAGUAGCAACAGAAACGAAGAAGAUGGGCGAAAAAAUUGAGGACACAGCAGCAAAUAUUGGACAAGAUGUUAAAGAUACUAAGGAUGCAGCGGUCAAGGAAGUGCAAGAGGAUACGAAAUUAAUAAAAGAUAAAUUAGCAGCGGGCGUCGAUGCUACUGUAGAAGCCGCGGAUAGUGCAAAGGAUAAAGCGACGAAGGAAGCGAAAAAAGCUAAAGAAAAAGCAAGUGGCUUUUUUUCUGGCAUCUUUAAAGGCUCUAAACAUGCAGCUCAUGAUGCAACUGAAGACGUCAAACAAUUUCUCGAUGAAACGAAAAGAGAAGCUUCAGUAGAAAAAGAACGUAUCAAGGAAGAAGCAACUGAAAAUCUCAAGGAUUUGAAGGAUAAAAAGGGUGCUGCCGUUUCUGGAAUUCAAGAAACCGCGGAUAAAGCUGUUACCAAUAUUAAGACUGCAAAAGAUGAAACUAUUUCCGCUGUUAAGGAUAAAAAAGAUGAAAUUGUAGAGGAAAUAUCUAAAGAUGCUAAAAAAGUUGCGGACACCACAAAAGCAGCUGAAGAAAAGAUAAUAGCAGAGACGAAGAAAAUUGGUGAGAAAGUAGAAACAACUGCUGCAGAUGCGGCACAAGGCGUUAAGGAUACUAAGGACGCAGCAGUUAAAGAAGCAAAGGAAGACGCGAAAUUAGUGAAAGAAAAACUGGCAGCAGGCGCCGAUGCUGCUGUGGAAGCUGUGGAUAGUGCUACGGAUAAAGCAACGAAAGAAGCAAAGAAAGCUAAAGAAAAAACUGGUGGCUUUUUCUCUGGCAUUUUUAAGAGCGCAAAACACGCUGUAGAAGAUGCAACAGAUGACGUUAAAGAUUUUAUGGACGAGACAAAGAAGGAAGUUGCGCUGGAAGAAGAACGCAUUAAAGAGAAGGCUGCCGCAGGUGUCAAGGAUUUGAAAGAUAAGAAGGAAUCUGUCGUUGCUGGGAUUCAAGAAACUACAGACAAAGUUGUUACCGAUGCGAAAGAUGCAAAAGAGAAAGCAGUUACUGCUGCUAAAGAUAAGAAAGACAAAAUUGCAGAAAAAGUUUCCAAAGAAGCACAGGAAAUUGCCGACACUACAAAAGAAGCUAGUGAAAAAGUUGUAACAGAGACGAAGAAAGUUGGUGAAACAAUUGGAGAUACAGCAGCAGAUAUUGCACAAGAUGUUAAAGAUACCAAGGAUGCUGCGGUCAAGGAAGUACAAGAGGAUACAAAAUUAAUAAAAGAAAAAUUGGCAACAGGCGCCGAUGCUGCUACAGAAGCUGCGGAAGGCGCAAAAGAAAAAGCGACGAAAGAAGCAAAAAAAGCUAAAGAAAAGACAAGUGGCUUCUUUUCCGGUAUAUUCAAGAGUGCGAAACAUGCCGCCGAAGAUGUAUCAGAAAAUGUAAAGGAAUCUGUAAGUGAUGCGAAGAAGGAAGCGGCAGAAGGAUUGGAUGAUUUAAAACGUAAAAAGGAUGAUGCGAUACAUAGUGCGAAAGAUGCUACGGAUAAAACCAUCGAAGAUGUGAAGGAUGCGAAGGACAAAACAAUUUCUGUAGGAAAAGAUACAAAAGACAAAAUUGUGGAUGCGGCCGCCAAAGAUGUAGAAAAAGCAGCAGACAGUUUGAAAACAGUUCGCGACGACGUAAUUUCGAAGACUAAAGAUAUUGGCGAAAAAAUUGAAACUACAGCGACCGACGUUGGACGUGAUAUAAAAGAUGCUAAAGAUGCAGUCGUCACAGAAGCGAAAGAAGAUGCUAAAGUCAUAAAAGAAAAAUUGGUUGCCGGAACAGAAGCAGUUACAGAUAAAACGGAAGCUGUUAAAGACAAAGCAACUAAAGAGGCAAAGAAAGCCAAAGAAAAAACGAGUGGCUUUCUUUCAGGAAUAUUCAGAGGAUCGAAACAUUCUGUGGAUAGUACAGCGGAAGACGUAAAGGAUUUCCUGGAAGAAACUAAGAAGGAAGCAUCGUUGGAGCAAGCACGUAUCAAGGAAGCAGCAGAAGCCGAACUGAAGGAUGUGGAACGCAAGAAGGACGAUAUUGUCACCGAAGCGAAAGAAGCGAAAGAUCGUAUCGCUGAAAAAGUAGUCGACGAAGUCGACAAAGCUGCCGAUGCAACUAAAGCGGUAGACGAUAAAAUCAUUAUUGAAACGAAGCGAGUUGCCAAAGAUAUUGCGGAAGGAAUUUCAGAUGCUAAAGACAGCGCGGCGAAAGAAGUAAAGGAGGAUAUACAAUCAGCACAGGACAAAAUAAAAGCAGGAAGUGAUACUGUCGCAGAUAGUGCUGUAGCUACUAAAGAUAAGGCUGCGAAGGAAGCAAAGAAGGUUAAGGAAAAGGGCAGCGGUUUUCUUUCUGGAAUAUUUAAAAGCGCAAGACAUUCUACAGAAGAAGUGGCUGAUGAUCUGAAAGAAUUUGUUGAUGAAACGAAGAAGGAAGCAGAAUUGGAAGAACAGCGAGCUAAAGAAAAAGCAGUCGCAGGUUUAAAAGAUUUGAAAGAUAAAAAAGAUGCCGUUGUCAGUGAUAUUAAAGAGGCCACCGAUAAAGCCGUUACUGACGCAAAGGAUGCAAAGGAUAAAACAAUCUCUGCUGUAAAAGACAAAAAGGAUAAAUUUGCAGAGGAAGUUUCCAAAGAUGCACAAAAAAUUGCUGACGCCACGAAAACAACCGGAGAAAAGGUAGUCGCAGAAACAAAGAAGAUCGGCGAGAAAAUUGAAGAUACGGCGACAGAUGUUGCACAAGGUAUCAAAGAUACUAAGGAUGCUGCAGUGCAAGAAGUGCAAGAGGAUACAAAAUUAGUGAAAGAAAAAUUGGCAGCAGGUGCCGAUGCUGCUGCGGAAGCUGCUGACAGCGCAAAAGAUAAAGCGAAGAAAGAAGCAAAGAAAGCUAAAGAUAAAACAAGUGGCUUUUUCUCUGGCAUCUUUAAAAGCUCUAAACACUCUGUUGAAGAUGCAUCUAGCGAUGUCAAGCAAUUUUUAGAUGAAACGAAAAGAGAAGCUUCAUUAGAAAAAGAACGUGUCGAGGAAGAAGCUGCGAAGAGUGUGAAAGAUUUGAAAGAUAAAAAGGAUUCUGUCGUUACCGGAAUUCAAGAGACCGUCGACAAUGCUGCUGCUGAUAUAAAAUAUGUAAAGGAUAAAACAAUUUCUGCUGCAAAAGACACAAAGGACAAAAUUGCAGAGGAAGUUUCCAAAGAUAUACAAAAAGUUGCCGAUGCCUCAAAAGCAGCUGUGGAGAAAGUAGCCACGGAAACGAAAAAGAUUGGUGAAAAAGUAGAAACAGCUGCUGCAGAUGUGGCGCAGGACGUUAAAGAUACCAAAGAUGCUGCGGUCAAAGAAGCACAAGACGAUACAAAAUUAAUUAAAGAAAAAUUGGCAGCAGGCGCCGAUGCUGCCGCAGAAGCUGCUGACAGUGCAAAAGAUAAAGCGAAGAAAGAAGCAAAAAAGACUAAAGAAAAAACUGGUCGCUUUUUCUCCGGCAUAUUUAAAGGCGCUAAACACUCUGUAGAAGAGGCAACUGACGAAAUUAAAGAAUUUUUGGAUGAAACGAAGAAGGAAGCUGAAUUGGAAGAAGAACGCGUUAAAGAGAAAGCUGCCGCAGAUCUCAAGGAUUUGAAAGAUAAAAAGGAUGCUGUCGUAACCGAAGUUCAAGAAGCAGCAGACAAAGCUGUUGCUGAUAUAAAAGAUGCAAAGGAUAAAACAGUCUCUGCUGUAAAAGAUAAAAAAGACAAAGUUGCAGAAAAAAUUUCGAAAGAUGCACAAAAAGUUGCAGAUGCUACAAAAGCAGCCGAAGAGAAAGUAGCAUCGGAAACGAAGAAGAUUGGUGAGAAAAUCGAAGACACUGCUGCAGAUGCAGCGCAAGGCGUUAAAGAUGCUAAAGACGCAGCAGUUAAAGAAGGAAAGGAAGAUGCAAAACUAGUAAAAGAAAAAUUAACCGCAGGCGCCGAUGCUACUGCGGAAGCUGUGGAUAGUGCCAAGGAUAAAGCAAUGAAAGAGGCGAAGAAAGCUAAGGAAAAAACUGGUGGCUUUUUUUCCGGCAUAUUUAAAGGCGUUAAACACUCUGUAGAAGAGGCAACUGAUGACGUUAAAGAAUUUCUAGAUGAAACGAAGAAGGAAGCUGAAUUAGAAGAAGAGCGUGCUAAAGAAAAAAUUGCCGCAGGUCUCGAAGAUUUGAAAGAUAAAAAGGAUGCUGCCGUUACUGGAGUUCAAGAGACUGCAGACAAAGCUGCUGCUGAUGUAAAAGAUGCAAAGGAUAAAACAGUUUCUGCUGUUAAGGAUAAGAAAGAUAAAGUUGUUGAGGAACUUGCCAAAGACACUCAGAAAAUUGUCGAUACCACGAAGGAAGCUAAAGAAAAGGUAGCAACGGAAGCCAAAAAGAUUAGUGAAAAAGUUGGAGAUACAGCAACAGAUAUUGCAAAAGGCGUUAAAGAUACCAAGGAUGCAGCGGUCAAGGAAGUGCAAGAGGAUGCAAAAUUAAUAAAAGAAAAAUUAGCAGCAAGCGCCGACUCGGCUGUAGAAGCUGCUGACAGUGCAAAAGAUAAAGGAAAAAAAGAAGCAAAGAAAGCUAAAGAAAAAACAAGUGGUUUCUUUUCCGGCAUAUUUAAAGGCGCUAAACACGCUGUAGAAGAUGCAACUGACGACGUCAAAGAAUUUUUAGAUGAAACAAAGAAAGAAGCAGAACUGGAAGAAGAACGUGUAAAAGAGAAAGCUGUCGCAGGUCUCAAGGAUUUAAAAGAUAAAAAAGAUGCCGUUGUCAGUGAUAUUGAAGAAGCCACCGAUAAAGCUGUCACUGACGCAAAAGAUGCAAAGGAUAAAUCAAUCUCUGCUGUAAAAGACAAGAAGGAUAAAUUUGCAGAGGAAGUUGCUAAAGAUGCACAAAAAAUUGCUGACGCCACGAAAACAACCGGAGAAAAGGUAGCCGCAGAAACAAAGAAGAUCAGCGAGAAAAUUGGAGAUACGGCGACAGAUGUUGCACAAGGUAUUAAAGAUACUAAGGAUGCUGCGGUGCAAGAAGUGCAAGAGGAUACAAAAUUAGUGAAAGAAAAAUUGGCAGCAGGCGCCGAUGCUGCUGCGGAAGCUGCUGACAGCGCAAAAGAUAAAGCGAAGAAAGAAGCAAAGAAAGCUAAAGAUAAAACAAGUGGCUUUUUCUCUGGCAUCUUUAAAAGCUCUAAACACUCUCUAGAAGAUACAUCUAGCGAUGUCAAGCAAUUUUUAGAUGAAACGAAAAGAGAAGCUUCAUUAGAAAAAGAACGUAUCGGGGAAGAAGCUGCGAAGAGUGUGAAAGAUUUGAAAGAUAAAAAGGAUUCUGUCGUUACCGGAAUUCAAGAGACCGUCGACAAAGCUGCUGCUGACGCGAAAGCUGCAAAGGAUAAAACAGUUUCUGUUGUUAAAGAUAAGAAAGAUGAAAUUGUUGAAAAAGUCUCUGACGAUGCUCAAAAGGUUGCCGACGCCACAAAAGCAGCUGGAGAAAAGAUAGCAACAGAAACGAAAAAAAUCGGUGAAAAAGUUGGAGAAGCGGCGACAGAUAUUGCACAAGGCGUAAAAGAAACUAAGGAUGCUGCUGUUAAGGAAGUGCAAGAGGAUACGAAAGUAGUAAAAGAAAAAUUAGUAGCAGGCGCCGAUGCUGCCGCAGAAGCUGUGGAUAGCGCCAAGGAUAAAACAACGAAAGGAGCGAAAAAAGCUAAAGACAAAACUAGUGGCUUUUUCUCUGGUAUAUUUAAAGGUGCAAAACAUGCGGUCGACGAUGCAACCGACGACGUUAAAGAAUUUUUAGAUGAAACUAAGAAGGAAGCUGCAUUAGAAGAAGCUCGUGCUAAAGAAGCUGCUGCUGUAAAACUUAAGGAGGUGGAAGAAAAGACAGACAGUGCAAUUGCUGCUGUUAAGGAUACUGUAGAAAAAACAGCAUCUGAUAUAAAAGAUUCUAAAGACAAAACAGCGUCUGCAAUAAAAGAUAAGAAAGACGAAAUAGCGAAAAAGGUAUCGGAGGAUACUCAGAAAGUAGUUGAAACUGUAAAGGCGAAAGGUGAUGAAUUAGCAGCGGAUGCGAAGAAAGUUCACGAGAAAAUUGAAACCACUGCAGAAGAUUUAGCACAAGGCAUCAAGGAUACAAAAGAAAAAGUCAGCGUGGAAAUAAAAGAAGACGCAAAAAUUGCAAAGGAAAAAUUAGCUUCAGGUGCUCAGGCUGUAACAGAUGAUGUACAGUCAGUCAAAGAUAAAGGAGUGAAGGAAGUAAAGAAAGCUAAAGAAAAAGGUUCCGGAUUCUUCUCAAAUAUAUUUAAAGGCGCGAAACAUUCUACUGAGGAUGUAUCUGAUGAUGUGAAGGAAAUCGUGGAUGAUGUCAAAAAAGGAGCGAUUUCUGAGGGAGAACGCAUUAAGGAAACGACAGAGUCAGGGCUUAAGGAUUUGAAAGAUAAAAAAGAUGAUGCAAUUAGCGGUAUAAAAGAUGCGAAAGAUCAGGCUAAAGCAGCCGUCAAAGACUCAUCGGAUAAGGUGGCAGAAAAAUUAUCUGAUGGUGUUGAUAGCAUUAAGGAUGCAGGUGAGAAAGUAGCAACUGAUGUAAAAGAAAUUAGCGAGAAGACCAAAUCGGCGGGACGAGAUCUUGUAGAAGAUGUGAAGGACACGAAGGAUGGGAUUGUAAAAGAAGUUAAAGAGGACACGCAAAUCGCGAAAGAAAAAUUAUCAGCCGGUGAAGAAGCUGUCGUGAGCAAAACAGAAGCAGCGAAAGAUAAAGUCAUUAAAGAAGCGAAAAAAGCAAAAGACAAGAGUACCAGCUUCUUCUCUGGUAUAUUUAAAGGCAAGCACAGUACAGAAAGCACAACGGACGAUAUGAACAAAUUUUUAGAUGAAAUGCGAAAAGGAGCAACCGAAGAAUUAAAAGAUCUGGAUCAUAAGAAAGAUGCUAUAGUCAGCAGUGUCAAGGAUACAACAGAUCGAGCUGCGACUGAAGUAAAAGAUGCCAAGGAUAAAACUGUUGCAGCUGUAAAAGAUACGAAAGAUGAAAUCGCCGAGAAAGUGUCCGAAGAAAUUCAGAAAGCUGCAGAUACGAGCAAAGAAGCCAAAGAUAAAGUAAAAUCUGGAGUACAAGAAAUUGGCGAGAAAAUAGAUUCGACAGGACGAGAUAUCGCGAAAGGAGUGGUGGAUACGAAAGACAAAGCCGUUAAAGAAGUUAAGGAUGAUGCAAAAAUAGUGAAAGAAAAAUUGGCAGCGGGAGCUGAAGCUGUUGUCGAUGGUGCCGAAGCUGUUAAAGACAAGACGACUAAAGAAACAAAGAAAGCGAAGGAAAAGGGGUCUGGUUUUCUAUCUGGUAUAUUUAAAGGUGCGAAACAUGCCGUAGAAGACGCAACUGACGACGUAAAAGAAUUUUUAGACGAGACAAAGGAAGAGGUUGAAUUAGAAGAACAACGUGCUAAAGAAAAAGCCGCUGCCGGUAUUAAAGACCUGAAAGAUAAAAAAGAUGCUGCCCUUACUGGAGUUCAAGAAGCUGCAGACAAAACUGCUGCUGAUGUAAAAGGUGCAAAGGAUAAAACAAUUUCUGCCGCAAAAGACACAAAGGAUAAAAUUGCAAAGAAAAUCUCGAAGGAUGCACAGAAAAUUACGGACACGAUAAAAGCAGCCGGAGAGAAAGUAGCAGCAGAAACAAAGAAGAUUGGUGAAAAAUUUGGAGAUAAGGCGGCAGAUAUUGCGCAAGACGUUAAGGAUACUAAAGCUGCUGCGGUUAAAGAAGUAAAAGAAGAUUCAAAAUUAGCGAAAGGAAAAUUGGCAGCAGGCGCCGAUGCUGCUGCGGAAGCUGCUGAUAGCGCAAAAGAUAAAGCGAAGAAAGAAGCAAAGAAAGCCAAAGAAAAAGGAUCUGGUUUUCUAUCGGGAAUAUUUAAAGGUGCGAAGCAUUCCAUCGAAAGUGCAACAGAUGAUGUCAAAGAAUUUGUAGAUGAAACGAAACAUGAAGCAGAAUUAGAAGAAGCUCGUGCUAAAGAAGCAGCAGCGGCCAGUUUGAAGGAAUUAGAACAUAAAAAGGAUGCUGUAGUUAGCGGCGUAAAAGAUACAGCAGAUCGAGCUGCUGCUGGAGUAAAAGAUGCCAAGGAUAAAACUGUCACAGCUGCAAAAGAUACUAAGGAUAAAAUCGCCGAGAAAGUGUCCGAGGAAAUUCAGAAAGCUGCAGACGUGACCAAAGAAUCCAAGGAUAAAGUAAAAUCUGGAGUACAAGAAAUUGGCGAGAAAAUAGAUUCGACAGGACGAGAUAUCGCGAAAGGAGUGGCGGAUACGAAAGACAAAGCCGUUAAAGAAGUCAAGGAUGAUGCAAAAAUAGUGAAAGAAAAAUUGGCAGCAGGAGCUGAAGCUGUUAUCGACGGUGCCGAAGCUGUUAAAGACAAAACGACUAAGGAAGCAAAGAAAACGAAGGAGAAGGGAUCCGGUUUUCUAUCGGGAAUAGUUAAAGGCGCGAAACAUGCCGUGGAAAGCGCAAAAGACGACGUUAAAGAAUUCCUGGACGAAACGAAACACGAGGCGGAAUUAGAGGAAGCUCGUGCUAAAGAAGCAGCGGCGGCUGAAUUGAAAGAAUUGGAGCACAAGAAAGAUAUUGUUGUCGCUAGCGCGAAAAGCGUUACGGAAGGCGUGGUAGCUGAUGUCAAAGAUGUUAAAGUUAAAAUUUCCAAAGAAACGGAUCAAGUGGCAGAAACGACAAAAACCGCAGCUGACAAACUAGCAACCGAGACGAAAAAAGUCGGUGGAAAAAUAGAAUCCAAAACCACAGACGUCGCACGUGGUAUAAAAAGUGCUAGGAGAAGUCUCGAUAAGGAAAUAAAGGAAGAUAAGAAAGCGUCAAAGGAUAAAUUAACAAAGAGUGCCGAUGCUGUUGCGAAUGGUGCUAAAACGGCCAAGGGUGAUCUUGCGAAGGGUGUGAAGAAGACUAAGGACAAGGGCUCCGGUUUCUUAUCAGGAGUUGUUCAAGGUGCAAAACACACGGGAAAGGAAAUUUCUGAUGACGUGAAAGAUUUUCUAGAAACAACCAAGCAGGAAGCAGCCGCUGACGAAGCGCUCGCAAAAGAGGCUGCAACAGCGAAAUUAAAAGAUCUUGAACACGCGAAGGAUAAAGCCACCAGUGAGAUUAAAACUGCUACCGAUAAAGCUGCGAAGAGUGUGAGAGAUGCCAAGGAGAAAAGUGUUUCCAGCGUGAAGGAUGUGAAGAGCAAAAUAGUUUCCACUGCGAAAGCAGCGGGUGAUAAAGUAGGACAAGGUACAUCGCAAGCCAGUCAGAAAAUUAAAUCCACCAGUCAGGACGUGACGCCGAAGGCUAAACGUGCCAAAGACGCCGUUGUCGGCGAAACGAAACAAGACGCACAGAUAGCAAAAGAAAAAUUAGCAGCUGGUGCGGACGCUAUUGCGGACACUGCGGACGCCGCAAAGGACAAGAUCGCGAAGGAAGCAAAAAAAGGCAAGCAAAAGCCUGGUUUUCUAUCGGGUGUGGUGAAGAGUGCCAAACACGCGGUAGAAGACGCGACGGAUGAUAUGAAGGAAUUCCUAGAGGAAACCAAGCAAGAAGCAGCCGCAGAGGAAGCUCGCGUCAAAAGUGACCUUGCUCAGGCGAAAGAUAAAUCCACCAAAUUGACAGCUGAUGCGAAAGACAAAUCCGCCGGUGCCGUCAAAGAUGUGAAGAAGAAAAUUACUCAGAAAGUGUCUAAAUCGUCACCUGUCGCGAGACGCGCGUCGGCAGAUGUAGUUUCUAAAGACACGGGUAGGAAAUCGCUAACAACCGAGACGAAAAAAAUCGGUGGGAAAGUAUCGAAAUCCACGGAGCGGGUUCAGGAGGUAGUUCGUAGUUCCGAAGUAGCUGGUAGGCCGCAGGGCGACGUCGAGCAUUUAACCGAGACAGUUAGGGUAAAGAAAGUCUCUCGCAUUCCACAAAAAGUUAGUCCGGGCAAAGAGAUAGUGAGCGGCGCGGAUGAGUCAGGUUCAAGUAGAACAGUAGUAGAAACAGUAUCCACGAUAGGGCACCCUGAGCCUCGCACACGGCACUCCGUCACCACAGUCGUGACAAAGUCUGUGCGAACGACCCCACCGCCACCCAGUUCACUCGCCGAGUUCACUGACAGUAGAACCGAAGAUGUAACCGAAGAGGCUGCGAGACGAGCUCAGAACCUGGCGGAACAGGCGUACACCGCGACGAAAACAGGGCAUGAUUCGGCUGAGAUUGAUGGGACUGUAGAGAGGCAUGCUACUUCUGCUCCAUCAAAGCAACCUGUUCCCGCCCCGCGUCACUCCACCACCAAGCCGUCUACCAAACCCGAGUUCCAUCUGGAGCUCGGUGACGCCUCACGAACACGUAAAACGAUCGAGCAGCCGACGCAGGAAGCGCAGUCGCCGAGCAAGAGCAAGAUACCUGUUAAAGUUGAUCCUCGCUCGCCCAAAUUAACCGAUGACUUCGAAGUGAUUGCAAGAUCGACUACCGAAUUCGUUCCACAAGCAGUUACACGAACCGUCAAAUACAUCACCAGAGAAUACUCGGAUGAGGAGUUGAUCAAAGAAAAAAAUAUCAAACCGGAUGACGCGACUGUGAUAAGCAGGACGGAAAUGGAUCCUUCGAUGGAACAAAUACGGCGAACAACCACUACGAUAAUGACUAGCGAUUCGUCGGUCGAUCCCGAGAAAUUGCAGGAGCUGCUGAAAACGGGCGGAGUCGUUGAAACUGUAAGGACCGUGACUCUGACCUCGGAGGACAGCGCUUUGCAGCCUAUGACACGCGAGGCGGUCGUAGAAAGGAUAAAUCAGGUCACAGGAACGCUGUCGAGCGAAAUCUUCGAUUUCGACGACAAGUUUCCGGAUUCCUCCAUCACUACUGUGAAGACCGAUGGAUCCGAUGACGUCGUUCAGACGGUUACACGCGUGCAACGCGUAACGAUGGAGAUGCCGGAGACUGAGAGAACCAGAAGAGUGGUGAGAACGGUGAUCUCCAGCGGCAGCGGCGGCGAUUACGACGACGCGGAAUCCGCUCUGAAGAGUCUUCAGGAGCGAUUGACGAAAUCCGAGAUCGGCGAGACCGCCUCCUGGACGGCGGGUGAGCAGUGGGAGACCGGGACGCAGUACUCUCAAGACACGUCGCCCGGCUCCGGCAACGACGGCGGCGGCAGCGUUGACGCGUUCGCCGCCGGCAACAACAACAAGAACGAUGGUAGCUUGAGGCACGAUGUGCACAGCGACACCGAUAGUGACGGUUCGCCGCAACCUAGAAGAAGAUCCCCGAGCAAGAGGCGUACAUUGGGCAGUUCCAGCGGGUCGGAUGUAGCACUGCACGAAGGUGCGGAGCUGUCCCCGUUGGAGGACGACCAAGAAUCUGACUUUUUGCAACAUAGCGAGCCAUCCUUUAUGGAAACGACAACGAUCGAGGUGGAUCCUGUUACGCAGGAAAGCAUAACGACGACCACGCGAAUGGAAACGAGGACAAUAUCGUCCAUGGGAGCCGGUGGCACGGACGAUUUGCGAGAAUCUAUGCAGAAAAUCAUGGACACAUUUAUGACGGAGGAAAGGAAGGACCAUUAGAAAGUAACGCGCUUGCCCUUCGAGCCCAUGACGAAGACGAGAAAAUUUAUCGUCGAGGAGUCUCGACGUCGAUUCUCUCGCGAUUGAUUUUACGAAGCACCUUGACUCUCGAUUUGACGCGUCCUCGGGCGUCGAACGACGAGUUCUUGAUUAUAUUGGGCCAGAUUGGCACGUGGAGGACAUGUUCGUCGCGCGCUCUUUCGAAGUGCUGCCUCUCUGAAGCCACGCAAUAGCAUGCACGAUGAUUUACUACCACGCUCAUGGCCUAUGCUUCGGAUUUGCUUGCCUUUCCGUUCCGCUCGGUUGCCUUACUUCUUUGCGUUCGGGAUCUCGCGAUCGAUGAUGAAGAAAUGUGUUUGUGUAUGUCGUUGCUAGUUCGACUAGCCGAUCCGCGCUAGUCUUCACUAUGCCAACCCGUCCAUGUACAACGCCUUUCUCGUGUUGUUCAGAGCUAAUGCGAAGGGAGGGAAAGAUAGGCGAAAAUGAUGAGAAAUGAAAGAAAAAAAGAAAGAUGCGAAUGGCAGGAGUGCAGCAGAAUAAGAUUGUCUCGAGUAAACGAUCCGCCGAUAUUAGCGAUCGUUUAGGUAAGCAAGAUUCUCGCGAGAAUAGUCCGUUUAAGCUUUAGAAUGGUUAUCUCUGUCCGCGCAAUAUAUCGCUUAAUAGAUCGGCAAUAUAUAAAUAUAUUUCAUUAACACCUUCGACGAUGAACGAAAUUGACGAAGUUUCUGAAACGGAAUUAUGGGAAUUUCUUGUUGUUACUCGACUCAAGUCGCAAGUUCAAGCACAAUUUAAGAAAAAAAAAGAAAAGAAAAUGAUGAACUACGAGAGGCGUCGAUUAUUGCGUGCACCGGCCGUAUUGGUUUGAUUAACAGUGAGAAAUCAAUGUUUUUAUGCAUCAGGACAUAAUGUAUAAAUUUAACUUGUUUAAAGGAUAUUUCCUAACAGUUUUUAAUUGUAUAUAUAAUAAUUUCUUAGCAUAACUUAUACAUAUAUAUAUAAAUGUACUAUGGAUACAAUUGUAAUAAGAUGCUAUAUAACAAGUAUAUUUUAUUUAUAUAGCGAACCCCUAUGGACAAAUGUUACGCUCGUUAAUUUAUAAGCUCGAAAAAGUUACACUAUCGGCGUUAUAUCAUCCACGUGAACCAAGUGUAAGUGUAAUUGUGAGAGGCAAUUACAUCGUACACGACGAUGUAGAGAUUAUGUUGUCUGAGAUCCUUGACGAUUCGCGGGUUCGUUUUAAUAUCUAAGCCAGUGUUAGCUUUCAAUGUAUGACACAGUUUUAAUGAGCACAGAAGGAAAACAGAUCAUAUAAUAUAUAAAUAUAUUAAAAUUUAAAUAAACUAUUCUAUUAAUGUAUGAUAUAUUGAAAGAUAUUAAUGAUUAUGCUAUCUGAAGUUUAUAAAUUAUUGUCUAUAAUGACUGUUAUACUACGUUUAAUAGACUUGCCUAGAGCCUAUCUGACCUAAGGACCAAAGGCACAAUCACACACGCGCAUCAAAAUAAAAAGUAAUAUGCUCCCAUG